AUGUCAGCCGACGCCGGAGACCACCAACAAGUCAAUGGAAAGGUAAGGAUAGUAUCACUAACAACGUCUUCUAGCCCAAAGAUAUCCAUACCAAAUGCCUCUUCUGCGCUAGCCGUCACCACUACUCCUGGGAUUGCUUCCGGUACGAAACCCCCUAUCAGAAGUUCUGCAGAGUCCAGAUUCUCGGGCUCUGCUUUAGGUGCUUCGUAACCGAUUUGGCAAGGGAAUGCCCAAAGCAUAAGGAGCCGAAGCCGGAGGAGAAAACCAUCAACAGAUCCAAGAUAAUGGAAUGCCCGAAGACAUAUAUACCAAAUGUCUGUUCAGCGCUAGCAACCACCAUUACUCCUGGAACUGCAUGA
Messenger RNA from Bursaphelenchus xylophilus (pine wood nematode), 359 nucleotides. The record is from the annotation of a GenBank genome assembly. Lineage: Eukaryota; Metazoa; Nematoda; Chromadorea; Rhabditida; Aphelenchoididae.